CACAUUUGAUUACAACUAUUCUAGGACAUUAUCAUAAAUUUUUUAAAUUCUUAUAAUAAUAUUUUAAAAACAAAUUCCUAGAAGAAAUAUAGGCAUUCUCUAGGAUGAUUACAACUUUCGUAUUGCUAUUCGGCGUGAUGGGGUGGGUAACCCAAAUUUACCCCACAACCUGCUUACCAAAUUUCGAUUUAAGAUCCGCCCCUUUCGAUAAAGAUGAAUCCGAUUAUUAUGGUGGGGAAAUUGAGGUCGCAGACAAGGACCCAAAACGUAGCCCAACUUGCAAAGGCAAAUAUUGCCAAAAUGAAAAUCAAGGAACCGAGUUAGCUGAUUGGUUAACAAAAUUCGGUAAAAGAGGAAAAUCUGCCAAGGCUUCACAAGGGAAAGAUAUCGAAACCAUUUUGAAAUUGUUUUAUAUCGAUGGAUUAGUCAAGACGAGCAAGUUCGAAGCUCCAACAACGGUGACCUUAGGGAAGAUCGAUUUCGUUCACUUCGAAGGGAUCGAGGCGACUUCAUCUAAAGAUUUUGAUAUGGUAAUAAUUUUCAAGGAUUUCAAGAAGAGCGUCAUCGUGUUCAAGAAUCUUCCUAUAACCAUUUACCCCUUUCUUAAGAAAUGGCUCAAAAAGUUUCCUGUCAGAUACAGCUCAAGUUCCAAAGUCUUGGAUUGGAAAGUCUUGAUGAAAAACGUAACGAGCGAUAUAGCAACGUUCUUGGAAAAUGGAGCCUGGAAAACGCUUCUAAAAGACCCAACAUCGGCUAAUGACGAUUAUGAAGGACCAAAUGAUGAUGAUGAAUAUGAAGACGACGAAUAUGAAGACGAAGAGAAGGAAGGAGAUAAUAAUGAUGUAGAAGAUGAUAAGAAUAAAUAAGAACGCUAACCUGGAACCCAUGUUAGACAACUCUAUGAUUUAAUAGAAAACUCGGCAAAAUAUAUCGUCUUAUUAUUUUUAAAUAUUUUUUAA
Molecule: messenger RNA, 959 nt
Organism: Gordionus sp. m RMFG-2023
Lineage: Eukaryota; Metazoa; Nematomorpha; Gordioida; Chordodea; Parachordodidae
Product: FACT complex subunit SPT16-like
Exons: 7
Coding region: 105-866 (253 amino acids)
Biological process (GO): transcription elongation by RNA polymerase II
Cellular component (GO): FACT complex
Molecular function (GO): nucleosome binding
Source: RefSeq, a predicted model, not a curated record